This is a messenger RNA of Drosophila willistoni, 1828 nucleotides long. RefSeq names its product G protein-activated inward rectifier potassium channel 3 (gene Irk2). Gene Ontology annotation, molecular function: inward rectifier potassium channel activity. The coding region runs from base 329 to 1762 and encodes 477 amino acids. The record is from RefSeq and is a predicted model, not a curated record. Gene Ontology annotation, cellular component: plasma membrane. Lineage: Eukaryota; Metazoa; Arthropoda; Insecta; Diptera; Drosophilidae. The transcript is spliced from 6 exons. Gene Ontology annotation, biological process: regulation of monoatomic ion transmembrane transport; potassium ion import across plasma membrane.
AGCAACUCGAUUCAGCGGCGGUCAUUUGAUCCGCGUCUGACUGACUUCUGUGCCAUCGUCGACAUUCGAGUGGCAAGUGUCAUCGGUGUGGACUCUGUGUCGGCAUUUUCGCAUCAUUUCGACCUGUGAUCUCUCGGCCAGUCGUCUCAGUUUUGAUCCGACGCGCAUUCAAAAACCAAGCCAAUAAUGUUCCACGAGUUCUCGUAAAAUGAUAUUCACAUAAAUUUUUUAGCAUACAACAAAUAAAUAAAAGCGAGAAAAUCGACAAACAAAUGUUUGGAUUUUUAAGGUGUCAAUUAAUUGAAGAUAUCUGAGUGCUCAUAAAAAGAUGCGUUUCAAUUUAACGCCAACACCAACAACAGCAACAACAAUGGGAACAACAACUGUGGCCUCGCCCACUGACACAUCGACACAGCCUCUGAAGAGGCCGCCAAUCGAAACAGAUCCCGAUUCAUUGGACAGUGUGAUCAGUAAUCCAAAGUCAUAUCCCAUCACCAUUGUGCCAAAUCGUCCCACCAGCUUUUAUGGCCUGAGCUCAACAAAUGGCAAAGCCUUCCAGCGUCAGCCUAGUUGCAGAUCUCGAAACUUUCGACCGGGCAGCAUGCGCCGGAUACGGAGAAGGGCUGUCUUCAAGAACGGCGACUGCAAUGUGGUACAAAAGCAUCUGCAAAGACGUCGUGUUCGAUUCCUUCAGGACAUGUACACAACCAUGGUGGACUGGCAAUGGCGUUGGACUUUGCUGGCAUUUGCUUUAAGUUUCAUACUCUCAUGGCUUUUCUUUGCUCUGAUUUGGUGGCUAAUUAUUUACACACAUGGUGAUCUGGAGGAAUUGCAUUUACCCGACAAUCAGGAGGAAUCUGGUUGGGCGCCUUGUGUCUCGGCAAUUGAUGGCUUCACUUCCUGCUUUUUAUUCUCCAUCGAGACGCAGCAUACAAUUGGCUACGGCGUGCGAACCACCUCACCCGAGUGUCCAGAGGCCAUUUUUAUGAUGUGCUUCCAGUCGAUCUAUGGCGUAAUGUCAUCGGCCUUUAUGGCUGGCAUUGUCUUUGCCAAAAUGACACGAGCCAAGCAACGUGCCCAGACAUUGCUCUUCUCCAAGCACGCCGUCAUAUGUCAGCGUGAUGGUUGCCUCUCGCUAAUGUUCCGAGUGGGGGAUAUGCGAAAGUCUCACAUUAUUGGUGCAGGAGUUCGUGCUCAGCUCAUACGCACCAGGAGCACGAAGGAGGGUGAAGUGAUGACGCAAUAUUUUACAGAGCUAGAGAUUGGCACUGAUGAUUCUGGCUCUGAUCUGUUCUUUAUUUGGCCCAUGGUCAUUGAACAUAAAAUCGAUGAGAACUCUCCGCUAUAUAAUAUGAAUGCCACCGAUAUGCUACAGGAUAAAUUCGAAAUUGUCGUGAUACUCGAAGGUACUGUGGAGUCGACGGGUCAGUCCACACAAGCCAGAUCGAGCUACAUUAACACAGAGAUUCUGUGGGGUCAUCGCUUUGAUCCUGUGGUGCUGUACAACAAGGACUUGCAGGCCUAUGAGAUUGAUUAUGGACGCUUCAAUGAGACAACACAAGUGGAUACGCCUCUGUGCAGUGCCCGGGAACUGAACGAGAUCUACAAAAUUCAAGAGGGUUUCCGCACACCAGCUUCCCCAUCGACCACAUCAUAUCAGCAUUCCAACAGUGACUCCAGCAGCCCAAGCCAUCAUUCCGGAUCUGGCUAUAGUCGACGCUGGCGCUGGCAACUAUCGCUGCCCUUGCACGGCAACACUUAACAAAAAAAACCUAAUUUUUGCUUACGAAUAUGUAGAAGUUAAUAAACGUUCGAGUCUUAUAGUUUA